AUGACCUACUCUGCACAAAGGAGAGGCGGACUGACAUAUAACUCGAAAAGAUUUCAAAUGGUCUCAUUGCUGAAACUAGCAAAGGUCACGGAAGAAGGCGUCCGAUUCCUGAGUCCUCAUGAUGGCAGUCCAAUGUUGCUCACUCCAGAACACUCCAUGUCCCUCCAGAACUCGAUUGGCUCCGACAUCAUCAUGCAACUGGACGACGUCAUCCAAACCACAUCUCCGGAUCACGCCAGGAUCAAAGAAGCCACGGAUCGCUCCAUCCGAUGGCUUGAUAGGUGCAUCGUUGCCCACAAGUACCCCGAGAAGCAGAACUUGUUUUGCAUCAUUCAAGGCGGACUUGAUCUCGAACUCCGGAGACAAUGCUCCAUUGAAAUGGUCAAGAGAGAUACGCCUGGUAUCGCCAUUGGUGGACUCUCCGGUGGUGAAGCAAAGGCAGACUUUUGCAAAGUAGUUGACACCUGCACCAACCUGCUACCAGACGAGAAACCCAGAUAUGUAAUGGGCAUUGGAUAUCCCGAGGAUAUCGUCGUCGCAGUAGCAUUAGGGGCUGAUAUGUUCGAUUGCGUCUGGCCAACCAGGACAGCACGCUUCGGCAACGCCAUCACUCCAUUCGGGGUCCUGAACAUCAAACACUCCCGCUAUGCCGAGGACUUCACGCCCGUCGAAGAUGGCUGCACAUGUACGACCUGCCGCCCCCGAGAAGCCGGUGGUCUCGGUAUCACCCGAGCCUAUCUCUACCACCUCGCCGCUAAGGAAACCGUUGGAGCACAUUUACUGACGAUCCACAACGUGCACCAUCUACUUACGUUGAUGCGUAGAACGAGAGAAGCUAUUCUGAAGGAUGCGUAUCCCGCCUUUGCGCGGGAGUUCUUCCAGAGCUAUUUUCCGGAGGAGGGGCCGCCGGAGUGGGCGAGAGACGCGCUCAAGGGUGUGGGUAUUGAGAUUUGA
This is a messenger RNA of Exophiala aquamarina CBS 119918, 954 nucleotides long. Its product is annotated as queuine tRNA-ribosyltransferase. The transcript is spliced from 5 exons. Gene Ontology annotation, molecular function: tRNA-guanosine(34) queuine transglycosylase activity. Bases 1 to 954 code for a protein of 317 amino acids. NCBI's taxonomy places the organism in Eukaryota, Fungi, Ascomycota, Eurotiomycetes, Chaetothyriales, Herpotrichiellaceae. The record is from RefSeq and is a predicted model, not a curated record. Gene Ontology annotation, cellular component: cytosol.